AUGUUUGGAUUGUUGAGAACAGAUCAAAGCAGGCACGUUAUCAUUUUUGUUUUUUACGUUUUCGAGCAGGUGCUUUGAAACAGAUUAUACAUGGGUGUUCCUUCACUGUUCCUUUAUAUCAAUGGCGCGAAGACAUUUUCUGUUAAAAUUGACCAUUAGAUUGUUAAAAUUGGCUAGAAUAGACUUUAUAUCGAGGCAUGUUUUCAGUUAAAAUGUGAUCAACUAUAAUAGGGCGAGCUUUGUUGAAACACAAUUAUGAGCUAAAUGCCCUGAAGCAAUAAUAACAAACAACUUUGCGGUUGGCCGUAAUAGGUUUACUGGCCACCAAUGUUGUGGCUAGUUUUAAUUGAAUGUCUAAUUCAGUGCUGUCAUUGGCUAGAAAAGACUUUGACACGCUGUCAUCUGAAAUAGGAAAAUGUAAAGUGUCUGGUGGUUUUAUAUGUUACUAUCACUUUACAAGUGUAUAAAUAUUCCGGCUUACGAGCCCGUUCAAGAAAACUCACUCUUCUGGACCAAAUGACGUCUUAACAUUGAAAUGUUUUCUCCAUUUUUUCGUCGGUUCCUUUUCUUUGUGUUGUCUUCAAAGAUACUUGAAGCAGUGUUUGCAGAAGGUUAGUUUGGAAUUUCAUUUUUGUUCUUUUUCUUCUUCUUUCUUAUAUUCUCACAAGCAAAGUCGUUUAAAACUAGCUCCUAGACGUCCUAGACCGUAAGUAAAAAAAAGGGAAACAUAACACUAUUUUUAGAGAAUUACAAAGCACAAAGAAAGAUCUUUAAUUGAAAAAAGAUUCGAUUAUUUUAGCUGAGAGUGUAUUCAAGAACAAGUUGAAUUAAAUUAAUUGAUGAAUUAUCCAUAGUUUCUGUCUUGACACCCCAAUCCACCCUUCAAGUUUGCUAAAAAAACAAGUUUGAAGCCUAUUUGUGCUUCCUAUCUAGAAAUUAAAAAAACAGUAUCCAAAACCAUUUAUCUGGCCACGUGUGGAAAACUAAGCGGCAGGUUCAAAAUUUUAGUUUUCUGGUUUUUGGCAAGCGUAGACAAGUUAGUUUUCAAGGAUUUACACAUAUUUUAAAUCUUGAGGAAGUACAAAUGAGUUGAAUAUAUUUAUAAUUGAAUUUAUUACUUGAGUUACUUGAGUUACCCGAUUUUUUUGCGGAAAUUUUUGGCCUGUUUCGUAGAAUAACAUUUUUUUGCUAUAACAGAAUCGCAUACAAUGCACCACCCAAAUCAUCUUCAAGAUAUUUUUGUAAAAGAAGAGUACCACUUUUUAAACGUCCCUGGAAUUGGAACGUUUACAGUGUACGACACCUUUGACUGCACCUUUGAAUGCCUCAGCAAUCCGUCAUGUUUGUCUUUGAACCUGGCUGCCUCCAAAGGAGCCGAUGGAAAACUUUGGUGCGAAUUGUUGACUUCGAAUAAAGACAUCAACCCAGGCGAGCUCAAAGAAAAUAAGACUUCACAUCACUUUGCUUUGAAGGUGCGAACAACGUUUUAAUUAAAUAGACUCUAAAUUAAUUAAUCAUCCUGUAGUGUCAAGACUGAAAAACCUGAGCUGAUUAUGGAUCUCAGAAUUUUAAGAAACAAAUAUAAACCUCAUUUAGUAAAAAAAGUGACACUUUACAGGCAAUUUGAGUGGAGUGAAUUAAAGAAACAGUGACUAAUUUUGUUUCUACAGGGACAGACGAUAGUAGACUAUUUCCAGAAUGGCAGACAUCAAUAAAGCGCUCAUCUCCUAAAAAAGAUGAGUCUCCGCAGCUUAAGCGCUGCGUGACGAGACAAAAACGGCUGUGAGGGAGACUAUAGAUUGGUGAACUGGUCAGAUUUAAACUGCAUGAGAUUGAAGUUAUUAGUAGUGGAAAUUGGUGCAAACAAAAUGCAUAGUCACCUGUUUUGUCUCUUACAGGGUAGAUUCCGGCCAACAUCCUGCGUCGAAUAUGGACAACAAAGUGCCUCCAAAGAUGGCAUUUAUAAGAUCUAUGACGACGGCGGAAACAGUUUCCCAGCCUACUGUGAUCUAACAUCUGAGGCCGGUAUUGCAUGGACUCUGGUCAUGUCUUGGAGUAGAGAGAAUCGCCUUAUUUCUGCUUUUUACAACACCGCACUUCAGAUCAAUGCCCCAGAGAACGAGACCUCCCCGAACUGGGAUCGUUACCGCUUAAGUCUGGAGAGAAUGAGGUCUUUGCAGGUUCACUCCACCCACUGGCGAGCAACAUGCAGCUACCCAACCCACGGCAUCGAUUUCAGAGACUACCUCCGUGGAAACUUCAAAGACUUCGACAUCGUCGAUUUCCUUGGUAAUGGCGAGUGUAAGAGGGUAGACUAUGUGGAUAUCCGUGGGCACAAUGGCACGAACCUUACGGUAUCGUUUUGGCAACAGAAAUACAGUUACACGUUGCAUACUGACAGCCGUUUGGCUGGUUCCUGCAAGUUCGACGCAUCCGUUGGAGCAGUAUCAGGUGAAGACAACUUUGGCUUCUAUGAGGUUAUGAAUCCCAAGUUCCGCUGCACACAGGCAGGCAACUCUACUACCCAGUGGUGGUUUGGAGCUCAUCUUAAAAAAUAAUUUUCGGAAAAUGAAAUUACACAGCUCCCAUGUCAGAACGAAGGGAGCCUGCAAAUUGUACUACCUUUAUAAACAGACGAAAUGCAUUCAGUUUUAGUUUUGUAGAUUUAAAUUGUUUAAAAUGUACAGCCUUAAUGGGGUCAAAAUGGCAGGUUUGUCUAAUAAUAUUUGAAAAACUCUUGGGGUGGCUCUGAAAAGGUUCGCUUUUUAUGUGCGUGAAAUAGGAAUGGGUAAUUAAACGUAAAAUGGUCACCUUUUAAAACAGCUUAUUGAGCUUUUCUAUCUUAUAACAGAAAUUUACAGGUACGGCGGAGCGCAAUUUAAACUCGGGGGGCGGGACUUGAAAACUCAUGCCGGCAACGCGA
Porites lobata is the source of this 2923-nucleotide messenger RNA. The record is from the annotation of a GenBank genome assembly. Lineage: Eukaryota; Metazoa; Cnidaria; Anthozoa; Scleractinia; Poritidae.